Messenger RNA from Aspergillus caelatus, 1127 nucleotides. RefSeq lists its product as uncharacterized. Gene Ontology annotation, cellular component: cytosol. Gene Ontology annotation, molecular function: protein-disulfide reductase [NAD(P)H] activity. The transcript is spliced from 2 exons. NCBI's taxonomy places the organism in Eukaryota, Fungi, Ascomycota, Eurotiomycetes, Eurotiales, Aspergillaceae. The record is from RefSeq and is a predicted model, not a curated record. The annotation marks the transcript as partial.
AAAUGCCCCUCAUCACAGACUUCACCCUCCCCACAUCGCCAAAGCACCUCGAAUUGCCCGAGGGCAACGAUGCAAAAGCGUUCAUUGUGUUCGUGACUUCCGAUGACCCUUUAACCGGUCAAUCCUGGUGCCCGGAUGUUCGUGCCGCCUGGCCAGUUCUUGAGGCCACGUUCUCCGGGUCGAACGCACCGGCACUAAGAGUGGUUGAGGUUGGACAGAAGCCAGAAUGGAAGGAUCUACAGAAUGUCUAUCGCACAAACUGGAAGGUCCCUUGUAUCCCGGCAUUAGUGCGAUACGAACGCGUCAACGGUGAGACGGUCGAGACAGGGAAGCUGGUCGAAGGAGAGAUUCUGGAUAAGAAGAAGCUGGGGGAGUUUAUUGGUGUGACUCUUUAAUCGUUGCUAUUGAUGUGUAUACGAAUCUUUUCCGACUCAGAUAUAAAGGCACAAAUACCAACGAAACGACUUUCCAUUUUUAAACCAGGAAAGAAUUUGGCCAAGGAAACACCACGUCGGUAACCGGACUGGAGCUAUCAAAAAAGAACAACCCAUUAAUCCACCGUUUGAUAACUAACCGUUUGGGGUCCGAUCUGUUGGAUGAGCCAAGUAACUCAACCUCUAAAGAGAGAUGCUUCUCGAUAUCGUCUAUAGUCUUGUCAUCCGACCAAACUGCGGUAAAAACAUACGUUUCUUUUUCUGUCCACCGAUGGCCUGCCUCUCUGAUAAAAACUCCGCUGUACGGAUUAUUACCUCUGCACUCAUCCCGAGGAAUUAAUGAGCCAAGCCGAAGCCGACAAGAAUAUCGAUCAUCCAUUGCCUUGACAAUCUCUUCGGCCAUGAGAUCCUUGUAGAAUUUGGAAAAUGUGAUGCCCUCACCCUCCCACCUUUUGUCUUCGUCCAGAUAUGUAUCGAUAGCCUGUGCAAUACAUUCAUACCGACUUCCACACCCCCCUGAGCCCAAAUGACUAGCGAGCUGGCCCAAACGCUUUCUUUGGUAGCUGUUCAAUUUGUAAUUGCGUCCUUGGACUGGUGGUUCCGUUCCUCUGGCAUCCUCCACGAUUUUACCCAACCGCCAGAGGUGACCCGACGUUAGAAUUCCUUCUUCCGACAACUUCACCUUCGCGAAAC